AUGAACUAACUCAGUAAAAUCUUUGAAAUUGUUGUUUAUAUUUUUGUUCAGUAUACUGUAUGUGUAUAAAAAAGAGAAAGAGGGGAAGGGAUAAUGGAGAAAUAAUUGCUUUUAUCAAGUGAGCGGAUCCUGAUUCUGAAAAGAUUGGAGUCAGCACAGUCUCCACACCCCCUGCUCUCCCCCGUCUCAUCAUCAGCAGAGGGGGCAGGCACUGUGCUGCAAUCCUCCUCUCUCUCUCUCCUUCAGACCGCUCUUUCCCUGAGUGCAUCAGGAGCCUGCAGAGGAGUUGUGGAGGAUGACUGGCGCUAUCAGGGGCACCCUGCUCUGGCAUGCUUGGAGGAUGCCACAAACCAGGAGAGGAUUUUGAGACGGAGCGAGAGAGCCUGUCAACCACUGGCCAACGCCAACACAGCACGAGAGAGAGAGACAGCGAGAGGAGGGGGGAGGUCCACCUUUACCAGAGAAGGAAGAAGAGCAAGGGAGAAAAAAUUAAGUGAGAGAGAGGAAGAAUGUGAAAGAAAGGAAAAAUACCAGCCAGCGCAAAAAACAGAGAGAGCCAAAAAAGAAAAUGGUGCAUGAAUAAUAAGGGCAACUUAACACCCCCCAGAUUUGACUUGACAAUCACUCUCUCCAGCCAGCUGCUCUGAAAAAAAGAGGGGGGAGCAAGUGAGAGGGCUGGCCGAGGGAAGGAGAGAGGACGAAAAGAGCAAGAUGACGGAGUGAAGCGAUGGAGAGGAUCAGAUGUGUGUGAAUGAGUGAUGGUCUUGACGAAGAUCCAUACAGGAUCAAAACUGUGUCCUUCCAUUUAGCCCUCAUUAUGCUCCCCCACGCCCCGUUGGCCUGCCUCUUCCUGCUCCUCCUGUUGGGGGUGCUGGGGGGGCUGGUCCUGUCCAUCUGCCCCGCCGUGUGCUCCUGCAGCCGGGGACACCGUGUGGUGGACUGCUCCUCACGGCACCUCUCACAGCUGCCCCCAGGCCUGCAGCACAACAUCCGCUUCCUCAACCUCUCACACAACAGCCUUUGUGGUCUGGACGACCAGCUCAGCCACUACGCCCACCUGCGUACCCUGGACCUGUCCUAUAACCUCCUGGGUCGCUUCCCCUCCGGCCUGCCCAGAGCCCUCUGGGACAUCCGGGCCGCUGGCAACCAGCUCCGAGCCCUGGACAAGAAUGACACAGCCUACCAUUGGAACCUGCGGGUACUGGACCUGUCAGCCAACGAGCUGGAGAGGGUGGUCUUCAUCAACAACACCCUACCCAGCCUACACGCCCUAAACUUGAGUCACAACCGGUUCUGGACCGUGCCCACCAACAUGCCUCAUAAUCUAGAGAUGGUGGAUUUGGCCCACAACUACCUAGUUCAGAUACUCCUGGGAUCAUUGGACCGGCUGCCCAGGCUGAGGAGGUUCUACCUGCAUGCUAAUCGCUUCUCCUGGGUGCCGGAGGGGGUAUUUGACCGGUUGGAGGGGCUCGAGAUCUUGACACUUGGGGAUAACCCUUGGGCUUGUGAAGAGGAGGAGAACAUCACACGGCUCUUGCUCUGGGCCAAACACACCCGUGCCGCAGUGUUGGGCUGCCCCUGCUACACUAGGCCAACAUGUGGGCAAGCCCAUCUGGCCACUCCAGGAGGGGAGUGGCACUUUAUGUCCCACACAGAGCCUCCGCUGGGGGCUGAUGCCAGAGAGCUGGGCCGUGGAGGCCUCACACCGGAUAGAGCUGCAGUCGUCACUUCUGGGUACUUGGCUAAGUCUGCGUUGUUGGAGCCUGGGACGCAUGGAGACAGAGGGUCUGCCAACAGCUCGGGGGAUCAGACAUUGUUUGUGUUCAUCUCCACCCCCUUGCACGGCCUCUCCACACGCACAAGCACUACAGGGCAGCCGCACUCUGCCGCCAAGAAGAAAAACACAGGAAGCACACAGAGCAGAAGCCACGGAGUCCACACACCAAUCCUGUAUUCUGUAGUCACCUGGAACCUUCUAGUCACGGUGACUGCCUUCAAAGCCUUCUAAACCCACCCGUUGUCAGUACUAGAGUCAAGUCUUUUGGAGAGGGAUAACCCUAUGUACGUAUGACCCAGAAUGUAAAAGGGAGAAGUGUGUUAUUGUUUUCAUUUUAAAGAACAACUUUCAACUGUUACUGCCUAAA
This is a messenger RNA of Oncorhynchus mykiss (rainbow trout), 2144 nucleotides long. RefSeq names its product oligodendrocyte-myelin glycoprotein. Gene Ontology annotation, biological process: neuron projection regeneration. Gene Ontology annotation, molecular function: protein binding. The record is from RefSeq and is a predicted model, not a curated record. Lineage: Eukaryota; Metazoa; Chordata; Actinopteri; Salmoniformes; Salmonidae.